This is a messenger RNA of Penicillium taxi, 2322 nucleotides long. Its product is annotated as NADPH cytochrome P450. Lineage: Eukaryota; Fungi; Ascomycota; Eurotiomycetes; Eurotiales; Aspergillaceae. Gene Ontology annotation, molecular function: heme binding; FMN binding; NADPH-hemoprotein reductase activity. The transcript is spliced from 3 exons. The record is from RefSeq and is a predicted model, not a curated record. The annotation marks the transcript as partial. Gene Ontology annotation, cellular component: cytosol.
AUCGCAAGGGCCAUUGCUAGCGCCAGCAAAGUUGUGAGCCAUAGUCAUCCACUGUCCAAUGCCUUUAUUUCUAAACUCCGCUAUAUAACCGCCUGCGUUCGCGAAUCGCUCCGGUUGUGGCCGACUAUCCCUGUCAUCGCUUUCAAACCCAAAGAUAAACAAAAUCCCACAAUAUUUGGCAAGGAAAAGUUUUCUUUGAUGCCGGGCCAAACUAUAAUUGCUCUCCUGCCCGCCAUUCAUCGAGAUCCAGACGUCUGGGGGGAUGAUGCAGAUGAAUUUAGGCCAGAAAGAAUGGUAGACGAUAAGCUAAAUGCUCUGCCGAGGAAUGCCUGGAAGGCCUUCGGAAAUGGCGCUCGUGGCUGUAUUGGUCGACCAUUUGCUAUGACUGAGAUGGUAUUGAUCACCGCACUGCUCGCACAAAACUUCGACGUCGACCAGGAUGACCCCGACUAUGAACUCAAUAUUGACCAGAUUGUAACUUUGCGGCUAGCGGACUUCUUCCUCCGCGUGAAACUAAAACCAGGCAUCGACUCUGUGCAGCUCGCCAAUCAGCUUUUUAAUGAUCAGGAAGCUAAAAAGAGGCCUCGCGCAGAAUCAACGAUAACCCAAGCUGCGAAAAAUAACUUAAAGCCCAUCACCGUUCUUUAUGGAUCUAAUACCGGAACAUGCGAGUCUCUGGCUCGCUAUUUUAGCCGUGACGCCUCCCGAUAUGGGUUCAAUCCCAUAGUGCUACCGUUGAACUCAGCAUUAGACAAGCUACCGAUUAACUGGCCGGUCAUUAUUCUAACAGCUAGCUAUGAAGGACAGCAAGCUGCCAAUGCGGCCGAUUUCGUUUCGUGGCUGGAAGCUAUCGACAAGCCCAUUCUGUCUAAAGUCUCGUUUGCAGUCUUUGGCUGUGGAAAUCGCGACUGGGCGGCGACAUUCCACCGCAUCCCGAAACUUAUUGACGAACUGCUGAGUGAUGCGGGAGCCAAACGCUUGCUUGAAUUAGGGCUGGUUGAUGUGUCCUCAAUGGCUGUGCAAGAGACAUUGGAAGAUUGGUCCAAGAAUCAACUAUGGCCGGCAUUACAAACUAGAUAUAAGGUUCCAGAGCUCCGACCUUUGCCCAGCAAGUUAAGGGUUGAGUUCGCCAACCAUUUGAGGCAAACCUUCAAGCAGCAGGAGUUCAUUGAAGCCUCCGUGAUAGAGAACGGAUUGCUCACAGCACCGGAGGUCAAAGCAAAAAGACACCUUGAGCUUGCGCUUCCACCUAAUGCUGAGUACAAAGUCGGUGAUUAUCUGCAUAUCCUACCAAUUAACCCCCAAGUCAUUGUGCAAAGGGCGAUGAGACGUUUCUCUCUUAUGGAAGGUACAUACAUGAAAGUUACUGGUGGCCUAUCAACAUUAUUACCCACUGGUACAGAAAUAUCCGUGGAGGAGGUUUUAAACAGAUAUGUUGAGCUCUGCCAACCUGCCACACAAAAGAACCUGGAACAGAUCACAUUAUCGACCCCUCAUUUAUCAGAGCGAGAAAGGGUUUGCCACCAGGCCCCCUCAGCAACCUCUCUUCAGGACAAGAGAAUCAGCAUUUUAGACCUUCUAGAGCAUGCUGCCUCAUCCACGAUAUCUUUCGCAGACUUCGUCUCCAUGCUGCAGCCUCUUCGAGCCCGGCCAUACUCUAUCUCUUCCUCUCCCUUGAAGUGCACAAGAUCAUGCUCUCUAAGCGUGUCCAUUGUAGAUAAUCUAGAACCAACAGCAGAGGAAAAGCGAGUCCUCGGCAUCUCAACACACUACAUUAGUGGCCUAAAACCGGACCAACGAAUCCUCUGCUUCAUCCGGCCAUCAAACCCCGGUUUCAAUCUCCCGGAUUCUCCAGAAACAACGCCAAUGGUGAUGAUCUGCGUUGGGUCUGGAAUUGCUCCAUUCCGCGCGUUUGUUCAGGAACGAGCUUGUCGUGCCAAACAAGGAAAGAAACUUGCGCCCGCUUUUCUUUUCUUUGGGUGCAAAUCACCCACGAAUGACAAACUUUAUGGGCCAGAACUCGAUCAAUGGGAAGAAGCAGGGAUUGUCACUGUGCGUUAUGCUUAUUCUGGACUCCCUAGUAGAGAGCAUGUCCAGGAUAAAUUGUGGAAUGAGCGCGAGGCUCUUGUUGGUAUGUAUAGAGAUGGGGCGCGUUUCUAUCUAUGUGGACCGCUUGCGCUAAAAAAUUCGGCUCUCGCGGUGGCGAAAAGGAUCUAUAUGUCUACCGCUGAGGCGAAUGGGGAGGAAAGUAGUGAGAACGAGUAUCAGAAUUGGCUGGCAAAAAUGAAUAGGGGGAGGUUUGCAGUGGAUAAUUUUGCUUAA